GCUGGACAACACCUGCGACCGAUAAGAUUUCGUUUCUUGUUUAGUUACCCAAGAGACAUCAGGUCGAUACUCGAAACUAUUUCCUCGUCAAACUCAUACCAAACAAUAUUCUAAACUCCAUCCUGUCGCCGUCAUCACACCGAACCGCCGCACGCCAUGGCCGACGACGCUCCCGAUGCCAGCCCCAAGAACGAACCCCUCAACGUUGAGACAAAAGAAGACGCAGAGACACGCGCUACUCGUCGCGAAUUAAAGCAAUCUUCCAUCUCCGAUCCCCCAACAUCUGGCCCUGAAGAUGCUGCCAACACCUCGGAUGCGCCCGAUAAGGAUAUGAAGGAGCAGAUCACUUCACCUAAGAAGAAGCGAGCACACGACCAACUAGAUGGGAGCAAGGAGGAGGAAGAGAAUGACACUAACAGUGUUGCGUCGUCUGAUUCAGCCAAGGAUAGAUCCCUACGACUAGAGCCCGAGAAGAAGCGACAUCGCGACGAGGACACAGAUUUGCAAUCCGGAGCUGCUUCCAGUGAAGAAGCGACCAAGACUUCACAGACGGCUAACUCCCCUACAAAAAAGUCUCAACCACAAACAUCUGCUAGCGCUUUCGCAGCAUCUGGAUUUGGCAAGCUCUCCUCUGGGUCGUCGCCUUUUGCUUCCCUCGGUGCCUCUCAGGGAUCCAGCCCUUUUGCAUCAGCCGCUGCUGGCAAGCCCUCGAUUAGCUCAUUUGCUUCCCCGCCCGCGUCCACGGCUGCGCAGCCAGCAGCAGCUCCCAAACUGACCUUUGGCAGCUCUGGCGGAGCAUCACCUUUUGCUGGACUUUCCACCGGGACUAACGGAAGCCCAUUUGGUGGAAGUACAUUCGGUUCUGCUUUCGGGGCCGGUAAGCCCCUCUCGAGCUUUGCUGCACCUGGAGCAGAGGCGCCCAAGAGCGAGAAGCCUUCGAAACCUUUCGGAGCUCCCGACAGUGAUGUCGAGGAGGAGGAGGACGAGGACAAUGAGGCGGAAGAGACCGAGCAGCCUGCUGAGACCGAGCGCGCUGCUUCUCCUGAGAAGGAAUCUGACGAGAAAAAGAAACUCAAGUUACAAAAGAUUGAGGUGAACGAUGGAGAAGCUGGAGAAGCAACAGUCGUAUCUGUUAGAGCUAAGAUGUUUUACCACGACAAGGAAGCUGGCUGGAAGGAACGAGGUGCAGGCAUGUUGAAGAUCAACGUGCCUCAAGCCUGUGUCGAGUACGACGACAGCGGUGCUGUUAUUCCCGGAUCAUUUGAUGCCUCCGCUCUCGAAGUAGAUGAGGAGGCAGCAGGAGGAUCUCAGGGGCACAAAGUAGCUCGACUCAUCAUGCGCCAGGAUCAGACUCACCGAGUUAUCUUGAACACAGCACUUGUUGCUGCUAUGAAGUUCCAAGAAAAGGCUUCAUUGAAGUCUGUUGGUAUUCUAUUCACUGCAUUCGAGGGCGAGCAGUCCAAGCCUGUGAGCAUCACAAUGCGGAUGUCAGCCGCUAACGCUAAGAUCUUCAUGAAUGAAAUCGGCAGCAUCCAAAAGGAGCUCCAGAGCAGUUAGAAUAUGCGAAAGGAGCGCUCGGAAAGCUACGAAACCCCAUAUAUAGACGACACCCAACACCAAGACUUGGUGUGAUUGUAAGAAGGGAUGCGGAAUCGAUGCAUAUAUAUGCUAGUUAGGCUAGGUACUGAUUCCGGCGAUUGGCAGCAAGCGACGAGAUGGAUACAAGCAGUGCCCAUGGCGGUAUGGGGCAUUUGUGUGAGCCCGGUGGUUUUAUGGCUCGGAUGGUGUCAUGAAAAGAAUUCUGUCUGCAUACAUAUCUCCCUUGGGAAUUAUCACCUUAGGAAAGGUAUUUGGGGAGCCUUUUGUACGAAAGCUGGACACUCUUGGUGGCGGAAGUAGAUGAAUCACAGCCGUGUGCUGGCCAUGCAGUCGCAUUCAUGCCAAUAAACGUACUUCAGUUAGAUA
This is a messenger RNA of Fusarium graminearum PH-1, 1965 nucleotides long. RefSeq lists its product as uncharacterized. The record is from RefSeq and is a predicted model, not a curated record. Gene Ontology annotation, biological process: intracellular transport. Gene Ontology annotation, molecular function: GTPase activator activity. Lineage: Eukaryota; Fungi; Ascomycota; Sordariomycetes; Hypocreales; Nectriaceae. Bases 157 to 1557 code for a protein of 466 amino acids. The transcript is spliced from 4 exons. Gene Ontology annotation, cellular component: nuclear pore; cytoplasm.